Molecule: messenger RNA, 1712 nt
Organism: Hyalella azteca
Lineage: Eukaryota; Metazoa; Arthropoda; Malacostraca; Amphipoda; Hyalellidae
Product: 4-galactosyl-N-acetylglucosaminide 3-alpha-L-fucosyltransferase FUT6
Exons: 3
Coding region: 116-1525 (469 amino acids)
Cellular component (GO): membrane
Molecular function (GO): alpha-(1->3)-fucosyltransferase activity
Source: RefSeq, a predicted model, not a curated record
UUCUGAAAUCUUAAUUUACUGAAUUAUCUAUAGAAAUGCUAUUGCGUUAAAACUUUCCACACCUACAAAGACACAAAGCUUCAAUUUGACACGCUCUUGGACGUCUUCCGCCACAAUGUACGUGAUGCUUCGCAAGACGAAAGAGUCGGUAUUGGGACUUCUGCGGCGUCCGUGUAGCGGCAAGCAUCUUGUUGCUCUAAUAGGGGCGGCUGCACUUCUCAUUUGGCUCGUGUUUUUGGUGGCUGGAGAUUAUCCAACAUUGAGGUAUAGAUCAGAACCUAAUGUACUGUACUUGGAGGAAGUUCCUGAUGAUGACGAAAAUGGGACCAGGGGGAUCGAUGGUCUAGAUAAGCCGGAACUUAAGAUCAAUCCAAAAACAAAAUUAGAUGUGGAUGCCGAUAGAGAAAAUAACGACGCUGACUACAACUGGAGGAACCUUACCCCAGCCGAGAUCAGUCGUUUGUCAGUACUCGGUCGGCGCAUGUUCUUGAACGAAAAUAUUGGCGCUAAACAAGAUAGAAUUUUCACGAUCCAUAUCUGGAAUCAUAAAAAAUUUUCAGGUGAACUUGAUGAACGAUUUUUCAAAACAGGCUCUUCUAAGAAAUUUGAUCCAUUUGAAGAUUGUUCUGUGAAUAACUGCAAAGUAACAUCACCAGAUGGUGACAUCAUGGCGGCCGACAUCGUGCUUUUCCACAUGCACCUUAUCCCAGGUCCCCCAGUUAACGUACCAAGAGCCCCCGGACAGCUCUGGGCGUGGUUGGCUGACGAAAGUCCCUAUCACGUAAUGAUGGUGUCGAGUGACCGCAACCUAAGCCAUUUCAACGGGUUUUUCAACUGGUCGAUGACCUACCGAAUGGACUCAAGUGUGCCAACACCAUACGGACGAACUGUUGCCCUGCCUAAAGAAAAGUAUGUAGAGGCAAUAGAAGAUUUUUAUAAAUUGAAGACGAAAAAUGUAUCCUUGAUGGGCUCUAAUUGCGGAGGCAGUAACGGACGGUACAAGUACUUGGCCGAAUUGCAGAAAUACAUCGAGAUUGACGUGUACGGCGGGUGUGGGCCGCUCAAAUGCGAGGGACAUUUUUACACAAACUGCGACAAGUUGGACGAUUAUAAGUUCUACUUGGCGUUCGAAAACUCAAACUGCGACGACUACGUGACAGAGAAGGUUUGGUGGAACGCAUUGAACAAGUCUGCUGUACCUGUGGUGAUGGGGGCGCCUAAGCACAAUUAUCAGAAGCUGCUGCCCCCGAACUCUUUUAUUCACGUCGAUGACUUCAAAGGCCCCGAACACCUGGCACAACACCUACAGUACCUUUUAGACCAUCCUGCCGAGUACCAGAAGUACCACUUCUGGAGGAGACGGUACCGGGUACUCAACGAGCACGGGUUCUUCCAGUCUCCCGUGUACCACAUGUGCAGACUCUGCGAGGCUCUCAACUACAACGAUAAGACUGACCAGCGAGCCGACUUGGAGCAUUUCUUCGACAGCAGCGAGCACUGUUACGCUGUAAAGAAAAGAGAUUAAAUAAUAUUUGGAGCCAUCCUUCGACAGUAACGAGCACUGUUACGCUGUGCAGAAAAGUGAUUAAAACUCCAACAUUGAGAGUAAUCUCUUUCGUGCUUAGUCGUUUUUCGGGAAUAAUAAUAUUUAAACCGUGUUUCAUUGUAUAUAUUAAUUGUUGGAUAAAACUGCGUCCCAUGCUCGGUUUCUU